AUCAGCUUUGCCCUGGAAGCAGUUAACACGUCCACAAACACAGGCUGUGUCUCAACAUGUAGUUCAUGUGCUUUAACUUUCAUGUAAUCUGUUUUUUGACUCACUUAGAUUCAUAUUUUUAAUAGCUGACUCUCGAUGAUGAAAUGCACAAAUGGCCGACAUCAUAAAUCCGGACAAUGAAGGAGAUCUUCAGGCUCAAAUUGAAGAGGUAGAGGCUCUGUCUUCCAUCUAUGGGGAUGAGUGGUGUGUUAUAGAUGAAGCAUCCAGAAUAUUUUGCAUCAAAGUAUCCGAUGACUUGGACGAGCCAAAACUAACAGCAUGUUUGCAGAUAAUUCUCCCACCUGAUUAUCCAAGCGUAUCUCCCCCCAUCUACCAGAUCAAUGCAGCGUGGUUGCGAGGCCCUGAGAGGGCCAAAUUGGCAAACAGCCUGGAGGACCUCUAUGUGGAGCACAUGGGGGAGAGCAUCCUUUAUCUGUGGGUGGAAAAAAUUCGAGAAUUCCUUGUGGAGAAGUCCCAGAGCUCAGGAACAGUGGAUCAACCAGAAAAUGUGAACAUGACGGCUGAGGAGGAAGUGGAUGAUGAUGAUGAAGACAUACCAGACUUCAGGACUUUUAAACUGAACACAGAGAAUGCACAUCUGUUCAUGGAUCAUGCAAAUGAUGAAGAAGUCCCUCCUAUAAAACAUGGAAAUUCCAUCACAGACCGACGCAGUACCUUCCAGCCUCACUUAGCACCUGUGGUGACUCCCAGACAGAUUCUGGAUGUGCGUAAUGUCAUGGUGGUCGUGUCCCGAUGGUAUGGAGGUAUUUUGUUGGGUCCUGACCGCUUCAAACACAUCAACAACUGUGCUAGAAACAUCCUGGUAGAGGAAGGAUACACUGUCUCCACGGAUGAAGCCACCAAAUCAGGAGCGAAGACCAAAAGGCCAAAAAGCAAGAAGAGUAAAUAAAUUCAAAAAGAGGGGGGAAAAAGACUUUUAUUAAAACUCAUUUUCACAGUAUUGUGAAAAGGUUGUUCUUAGCCGAUUCAGAUGUGUCUUAAUGGAGACAAACAGGGAUUUCUUGCAAUAAACAAAUAAUUUAUUCAACAUAA
Morone saxatilis (striped sea-bass) is the source of this 1092-nucleotide messenger RNA. It is a transcript of the gene impact, whose product is annotated as impact RWD domain protein. Lineage: Eukaryota; Metazoa; Chordata; Actinopteri; Moronidae. The record is from RefSeq and is a predicted model, not a curated record. Gene Ontology annotation, molecular function: protein binding. Gene Ontology annotation, biological process: regulation of translational initiation. Gene Ontology annotation, cellular component: cytoplasm.